AUGCUUGGCGGGGUUGGCAUGCUUGGCUUGCCUACCCUUCUUCGAUCUAUUGUAAAGCGCCAGGACGGGAAUCGCGACGCCAUGUGGAAAGGGGGCGGGCCCCAAUACAGCCAGCCGCUCGUUUGCAACAUGCAGCCGGUCUAUGCCAAAGGCCGGCCUGUUUGGGCACCGGUGCAGUCCUCGCCUUCAUCGGCCAAAGAGGAGGGCCACAGGGAGCCUCAUGUGGUCCACAACCACCAGCAGGGGCAUCAAGGGGAACGGGCGCACCCACACCCGGGAGAGCGCCGCCUGAGCGGCGCUUCUGUGCAGGAUGGCAAAGCCAGCAACUCUUUGCAAGCUUGGUACAACCACCCCCACGAUGAUGGCAACUUCUUCAUCGGAGAUCACGAGGAUGACCACCAGCGCACCACCGUGGACCUGAGCGUGGCUGUCCGAGGUCUCUGCAUGGAGUACUUCGAGCACCACGUCUCGCCCCUGAUCCGAUCCCUGCAGAGCACCACGGAGCUCCAGCAGCAGAAGCUGCAGGAGCUUCAAGUGAUGAUCAAUCAGGACCUCCGCGAGACAGUGGCUGUGGAGGUGGCCCGGCGCAAUGAGCAGAACGCUGUGAGCACCUUGGUGAGGCUUCAGGAGAUUUCUGCUACUCUGCAGAAGAAGGCCGAUGUCAACGGUGUACCUACCAUGUCACAGUGGAAGGCACUGAAUGCCAAGCUCGAGAGAACCACAGUGGAUCACGAUGCCACAAAUAAUCUCCACGAGUUGCAGCAGAGGCUCUCAGCCGAGCUGGCCAAGGCUGAUGACCGCCAUCAGGCGUUGCAGGAGAAGGUGGACGCGCUGCAACAGGAGCUGCGGCGCCCGGAGAAGAGGCCUGAGGAAGACUCCCAGGGCGGAUUGGAGCUGCAGAAGGUGAAAGCAUUGGUGGCUGCAGCGGGGGCGAACUUCAACAAACAGAUCAAGGAGCUCAGGCAACAGGUGAAGACUCUCAAAGAGGAGGCUGCUAGACCCACAAGUCUUGCAGACGGCUUUGAGGAACACCGCUGGGGCCGCAAGGUGUCUGAUGGCGCCUCCGACGCGGGCUCCGAUCACUGCUCCGAUGUGGGCUCCGUGACGGCCGCCUCGCUGGCGGGCUCCGUGGUGGCGGGGAUGGCCCCCGAGGAGAAAGCGGAGCUGCGGAAAAUGCAGGUGGUGGUGAGUGCCGCCGGCACCGCUUUCUCCACGGAGAUCAAGGACUUGAAGAAGCAUUUGCGGGAGGUUCAAAGCGACCUGGCGAAUCUCAAGAGCAUGGCAGGCUUGUGA
This is a messenger RNA of Effrenium voratum, 1293 nucleotides long. NCBI's taxonomy places the organism in Eukaryota, Dinophyceae, Suessiales, Symbiodiniaceae. The record is from the annotation of a GenBank genome assembly.